AUGGACAAGUCCUGGGUUUGGCUUCCAAGGGCCAGCAAUGAUUAUGAAAAGGGGGCAACUGAUUUCGUGAAUAAGUCAGCGUUGAGGUUGGGUAAUCCUCUUCAAAUCUCAUGUCCCUGUGUCGACUGUCGGAACAUGUGUCACCAAAAUCUCAACACAGUCGUGGAGCAUUUAGUCAUAAGGGGGAUGGAUAAGAAGUACAAGAGGAAUGAUUGUUGGAGCGUUCAUGGAGAGAUAAGAAAGACGCAGACAGAUGAGUUUGAAAGUGUUGACCACUUAGAAGCAUACGAGUUGUUUAGAACUGCAUUCUCUGUUGCUGAAGACAAUCCACAAACCGGAGAGCAACCAGAAGUAUUUAAAGGUGAAGAAGACUCUGAGUUCAAGAAGAAAUUGCAGGAUGCAGAAACUCCACUCUACUCCAGCUGUCCCAACUACAGUAAGAUAUCUGCAAUCAUGGGAUUGUAUCACAUAAAAGUUAAGAGUGGGAUUUCAGAGAAUUAUUUUGAUCAGAUUUUGACAUUGGUACAAGACAUGCUGCCUCAAGGGAAUGUCCUUCCAAAGUCCACAGGCGACAUCAAGAAAUUUCUGAAGAUAUUUGGGUUUGGUUAUGAUGUUAUUCACGCUUGCAAGAAUGAUUGUAUUCUUUUUCGGAAGCAGUAUGAGGAUAUGGAUAGCUGCCCAAGAUGUGGUGCUUCAAGAUGGGAAGUUGAUAAGCGUACGGGGGAAAAUAAGAUUGGGAUUCCAGCAAAGGUACUACGGUAUUUUCCUAUCAAAGAAAGACUGAAGCGGAUGUUUAGAUCAAAGAGGAUGGCUAAGGAUUUGCAAUGGCAUUUCAGCAAUGGUAGUGAAGAUGAUACCAUGCGACACCCGGUGGACUCACUGACUUGGGCUCAGGUUAAUGAUAAAUGGCCAGAGUUUGCUUCUGAUCCGAGAAACCUUCGCCUUGGACUAUCUACAGAUGGUAUGAAUCCUUUUUCCAUUCAGAACACAAAGUACAGCACAUGGCCAGUCUUCUUGGUAAACUACAAUAUGCCUCCCAGUCUGUGCAUGAAGGCAGAGAACAUAAUGUUGAGUCUCCUCAUCCCUGGUCCAGCUGCACCAAGCAACAACAUCGACGUUUAUCUUGCUCCAUUGAUAGAUGAUCUGAUUGACUUGUGGAAUGAAGGUAUACAGGCAUAUGACUCAUUAUCCAAUGAGAAUUUCACACUCCGAGCUAUUCUGUUGUGGACUAUCAGCGACUAUCCAGGUUUGGGGACACUUGCUGGUUGUAAAGUGAAAGGGAAACAGGCGUGUACUGUAUGUGGAAAGGAUACACCUUUCAGGUGGUUGAAAUUUAGUCGAAAGAUGGUUUAUUUGGGCAAUAGGAGACGACUGAGGCCAGGGCACCCUUACCGACGCCGCAAAGCAUGGUUUGACAAUACUGUAGAGGAAGGGACUGCAAGCAGAAUUCAAACCGGAUCUGACAUAUUUGAGAUGCUCAAGGACUUGAAGAAUGAUUUUGGAAAACCUUUAGAGAAGAAAGGCAAGAAGAGAAAAUCUACUGUGGAUGAAGAUGAUGAGAUUGGAGGUGAAGAAUAUGAAGAAGAUACUGACCAAUGGAGGUGGAAGAAACGGUCAAUUCUAUUCGACUUACCUUACUGGAAGGAUAUGCCGGUACGUCAUAACAUUGACGUAAUGCAUGUGGAAAAGAAUGUGUCUGACGCCAUACUAUCCAUGUUGAUGCAUAGUGCAAAGUCAAAAGAUGGUGUUAAAGCUAGGCAAGAUUUAGAAGAUAUGGGGAUUCGCAGCUCCUUACACACUGAGGUACGUGGAAAAAGGACAUACCUACCUCCAGCUUCUUAUUGGUUGACGAAGGAUGAGAAGAAGAUAUUUUGCAAGAGGUUAUCUGAAUUCAGAAGACCAGAUGGCUAUUGUGCUAAUAUUGGAAAUUGUGUUUCCAUGGAUCCUCCUCAGAUUAAUGGUUUAAAGUCACAUGAUCAUCAUGUUCUUCUGCAAAACCUAUUACCUGUUGCAUUGCGAAAAUUGCUUCCUAAAGGUCCUAAGAUUGCAGUGACUAGAUUAUGCAACUUCUUCUGCAGACUGUGUCAGCGUGUGAUUGAUCCUGAAAAGCUACUGGAACUAGAGAGUGAGCUUGUUGAGACAAUGUGUCAGAUGGAGCGGUUCUUUCCCCCAUCACUCUUUGAUAUAAUGUUCCACCUCCCUAUACAUCUAGCUAGAGAGGCACGCUUGGGAGGGCCAGUACACUUUAGAUGGAUGUAUCCAUUUGAAAGGUACAUGAAAACACUUAAGUCCUACGUUAAAAAUUUUGCACGACCAGAAGCAUGUAUGGCUGAGGGUUACAUGGCAGCAGAAUGUAUUGCCUUCUGCAUGAAAUUUCUUCAAAAAUCUGUACCAGUUAAUCAACCUGCGAGUCGUAAUGAAGAUGUUGAUUUAGAUGAUGACAUCCUUGAAGGCCGUCCAAUCCAGAGAUCCAAAGAUGUUCUACUUUCUGAUAAAGAGCGAGACAUCGCACAUAGAUAUGUUCUAAUGAACACAACAGUUAUGGAGCCAUAUAUUGAUAUGCAUUUGGAAGCGUUGCAAGAGAAAGAUCCUCGUUGUCGGCAAAAUCAGACUCUGUUAUGGAAGUUACAUGUGGAACAGUUUACACAAUGGGUAAAGGAUAAGAUUUAUUCUAACCCAGAGGAGCAGUCGAAAAAGCUAAAAUGGUUAGCAUUUGGACCAAGAAAUUCAGUUGCAAGGUACAAAGGCUUAAUCAUCAAUGGACAUCGCUUUCAGAUAGAGUCGCUAAAGAGGAAGACUCAGAACAGUGGGGUAGCAUAUGAUGCUUUCAGUAUGUGUAGAUCGAGUGCAAAAGAUAGUAAACAUAUGGCAAAUAUAGUAUCCUACUACGGAGUGAUAGAAGAGAUUAUACUACUCGACUACCAUAUGUUCCACGUCCCACUCUUCAGGUGUAAGUGGGCCAACAAAGGGCAUGGUUUGAAGGUGGAAGAUGGUUUUACGGUUGUGAACUUCCACUUAAGCCAAGCAGCAUUCCAAAAAGAUCCAUACAUUCUGCCGUCACAAGCAAAGCAAGUGUUUAACACUCUCGGUGAGCAUAUUGGAGAUGGUUUUACGGUUGAAUUUAACACUCUCGGUGAGCAUAUUGGAGAUGUCUCAGUGCUACUUUCAUCCUUUCUGGGUAUUCUUGUGAGAGAGCAUGUACCAGUGUUACUCGAAGACUGGAGGCAACUCGAUGACAGAGAUACCCAAAAGAAAGAAUAA
Molecule: messenger RNA, 3261 nt
Organism: Brassica napus (rape)
Lineage: Eukaryota; Viridiplantae; Streptophyta; Magnoliopsida; Brassicales; Brassicaceae
Exons: 6
Coding region: 1-3261 (1086 amino acids)
Source: RefSeq, a predicted model, not a curated record